AUGGCCGAGGAACAUUCGCCAGAGCCAGUAAUUGGCCGAGUGUUGGAUCAACGCAAGGGAUGCGACAAUCCAAACAAAGAGUCCUCAUUUCCUCACAAUAAUCGCAUAGAGCAUCAUCUUGAGGGUAUAGAACAGCUCCUGCGCAAAGUCAUUGAUAAUCCUGCUACCAGAACUGUUCAAAGGCCUUCCGAGUCGUUACCUGCGGAAUCUUUCAAUCUAUCCAGGGACUUUGCAGACAAGACUCAGGAUGGCCAAAACAAUGCCGAUUCAGAGAUGGCAUUGGAGGGCAGCAGCUCAAUGAAAGCUGCUACACUGUACGCGAGCGACUUCUUCCAGACUGUCCUCGGACAUUCGCCAACUGCCGACUCAAGCCCGCGUGUGAACGCUGCCUUGUCGUCACUGAAACAAAUGAUCGAGAUAAAUAGCUACCGGUCUCUCGGGGAUCGAAUGCCUAACCGAAGAGAAACCCCGGGAGAUGGGAUAAGGGAUCUUGAAAUGCCCCCUAUGCAGUCCGUUCUCACGAUUCUGCGGGAAUUGAAAGUCGCAAACGCGACCUUGCGCUACCUGUUCCAAGAGAAAGCUCAAGUGACAGAACAUCAGUCCUCUCGCGAGGAGAAUCGAAACCUGUCUCAGCUGUGCCGAGACAACCUCGAGACAGCGAUGAACAAGUUCGGCCUCCUCGCGCCGCCGAGCUUGGAAAACGUAGAGGCUUUUCUCUUGGGGGCGAUCUAUGCCAUAGAGGUGUCACAGCCAAUGCUUUCUUGGCAACUCGUAUCUGCCGCAGGAGGAAUAUGCCAGACCUUGGGUUGGCACCAACUUGUUCCCAACAGCGACAGCACUACUGAUCGCAAGAUCUCUCUUUUCUGGCUAACUUACCUCCUUGACAAAGGCCUCUCCUUGCGCCUUGGUCGACCGGCUGUUAUACACGAUGACGAGAUUACGCUGCCGGAACGGCUUGACAAGGUUGACAUACCAGGAGGAUGGAGGGAUUUGCUUGGACAAUGGAUCCGUCAUUCUCGACUUGUUGGUAAGGCUUAUCAAGAUCUAUACAGUCCGUCAGCGCUUCGGAAGCCAAUACAGGAGCGUGGCGAUCGCGCAAAGAACUUAAUUGCUGCCCUCAAACGUAUCAUGGAUGACUCGUUGAUGCCACUGGGACAGGCGCAUUUAAUCGAGAGCAGGACUGUGGAUUUCGGAUCCGCGCCUAAUAGAAUGGUCAAGACGGUUUUGAAGGCCGAUGAGGUAUGGUACUGGACGACUCUAACGUUUAUACGUAGGGCUGCUCCGUCAACAGAGAGCGGACACGGUGGUGUUAGCCCUGCGUGUUUGGAAUCUGCUAGGAUGGCUUUUGAAGCACAUGGGGAGUGCAUGAGAAUGACUGAGCCUAGCUCUGACACAAAGGCUAUAUACUUGUUAUGGACGAUUAUUUACACCCCGUUUGUGCCGUUGAUCGUUGUAUUCUGCAAUGUCAUUGAGACCUCCAAUCCCGGGGACAUUCGUAUACUUGGAGAGUUUUGCGAAUCGUUGAAACCGCUUUGCGGUAUAUUCGAGGCCAUUCAGGAGCUGCACGACCUUUGUCAAGUUUUGUACAAUCUGGCAAUCUCAUAUGUCGAAGCGAAAUCACAAAGCCAAGGAGGCCUCGAUAAAAUGGUCGAAGAUGGAUUUGGAGCUCAAUUAAAGAGCACGCAAGGGGCGGUGUCGUUUAGUAGCAGCUAUUUCGAUACUUUCUCAACGGGGUCGAGUAUUCCAGUACCUCAACUAAGCAGCCAUGUGUCGCAGGUUAGGGACUGGAUUUCCGGAAAUAUGCAUUGGAUGGACGUUUCACAAGAAGACUUCUCUGAGUUCUUGGCACAAUUGCAAUAG
This is a messenger RNA of Fusarium redolens, 1860 nucleotides long. RefSeq lists its product as uncharacterized. Lineage: Eukaryota; Fungi; Ascomycota; Sordariomycetes; Hypocreales; Nectriaceae. Gene Ontology annotation, molecular function: DNA binding; zinc ion binding. The record is from RefSeq and is a predicted model, not a curated record. Gene Ontology annotation, biological process: DNA-templated transcription. Bases 1 to 1860 code for a protein of 619 amino acids. The transcript has 6 exons.